CAUCAUACACGUUACACGUGCUUAAGGCUUUAUUUAAACGAUAACCUCGUUUGUAGUUUAAAUACGAAACUUUCUUUAAACAGACGAUGGGUGGUUGGGUGAGUUAUCUUUGGUGGGGUGGUGAUCCAAAUAGCGUGAACCAAAAAUCAGGGUUAACUAGGAGAGACAUACAUGCAGUACAGAAAUCUUGGGCAAUAGCAAGCGCCAAUCCUGUAGCUACUGGGACUGAACUGUUGAAAAGACUUUUCCGUGCGUAUCCAGAGACGAAAGAAUUCUUCAAAAUGAUACGUAAGUUACCUGAAGAUCAAUACAGUCAGAAUCAUCAGUUUAAAGCGCACGUCAUCAACCUCAUGUCAUCGAUCAGCUUAGCAGUGGACAACCUCAAUCAGCCAGAAAUUGUCGCCGCCAUGAUGAACAAGCUAGGAGGAUCGCACGGGAAGCGAAAGAUACAAGAAAGACAUUUCCAUGAUCUAAAAGGGGUUAUAGUGAAAAUGUUCAUCGAAGUUUUGAAACUAGACGACAAGACCUUAGGUGCAUGGGGGAAGACUGUUGACUUCUGGUAUAAACAUAUCUUCGAAACAUUAGGAGAUGAAACAAGAUAACGCGCAUUCGAUCGGAUACGAUAAGACAAUAAUUAAGUAUCUUACUCAAAUACAACAUUUACAAAAGAAAUAUUAUAUCUAAAGACAUUUGUGUAAUAAUACAUUACUUAAGAAUUAAAAAAUAAAGACUAAAUGGCAA
Messenger RNA from Vanessa tameamea, 741 nucleotides. RefSeq names its product cytoglobin-1. NCBI's taxonomy places the organism in Eukaryota, Metazoa, Arthropoda, Insecta, Lepidoptera, Nymphalidae. Gene Ontology annotation, molecular function: oxygen binding; oxygen carrier activity; heme binding. Gene Ontology annotation, biological process: oxygen transport; response to hypoxia. The record is from RefSeq and is a predicted model, not a curated record. The coding region runs from base 87 to 602 and encodes 171 amino acids. The transcript has 4 exons.